Messenger RNA from Diutina rugosa, 1710 nucleotides. RefSeq names its product tyrosine/serine/threonine protein phosphatase (gene CPP1). Gene Ontology annotation, biological process: negative regulation of MAPK cascade; protein dephosphorylation. Gene Ontology annotation, cellular component: nucleus; cytoplasm; cytosol. The coding region runs from base 1 to 1710 and encodes 569 amino acids. Lineage: Eukaryota; Fungi; Ascomycota; Pichiomycetes; Serinales; Debaryomycetaceae. Gene Ontology annotation, molecular function: MAP kinase tyrosine/serine/threonine phosphatase activity; protein tyrosine/threonine phosphatase activity. The record is from RefSeq and is a predicted model, not a curated record. The transcript has a single exon.
AUGAAGAACUUGUCGCUCAACUUGGCGCUUAGUCGCCCCCACGGCGGCGCUCACGGCGCCGACGAUACCUCAAUCAAGACGCCAAUAGUGGCGCUGACCCCGACCCACCCACCAGCAGUCACGGCCCAUUUAAACCAUUCAAACGAUCUGCUAACCCUCAAACCAAAACGACCCGCGGCGGCGCUGGCGCCUCCUCCUGCUUCGUCUUCACUCCUGGCACUACUACCACCGCCGCCGCGCGUGACCAGCGCCAGCGCUAACGGCGCCAUCCCUACAUCUAAUACUACCGCGGCGCCACGAUUAUCGUCAUCGCCGCCAUUGGCGCCGCCGCCGGGGCUGCCACGAGCGGUGCCCUCUUUAACCCAGUUGCGCUCGCCUGUGAUAUUCCUGGCGCCGGAAGCGCUGGUAGCGGUGCUGCCGCGUUCGCUCACGGUGCUGCCCCUCGACACUCCCCCCAUGCCGCUGACAGCCGCGCCGCAUAAACGCUUUCUGACGGUGCUGCUGGAACCGCUGCAGCUGAUCUUCUCCGACGACCUCGACCGCCACCCGCUGGUGCUCACUCAUCGGGUUCUCGAUGCGGAUGAUGGCGACGGCGAUGACUAUUACCGCCACUACAGCGGCAAGCGCGCCCCGCGCCCGGCGCCACUACUAGCGCCGGCGCUGGAUAUACCCCCCGCCGUCCCCGAAAAGACCAACGAGGCGCUUUUACGCAAGCGCACCGUCCACAAGAAGCACCAGCUGAACCAGCUCCGCGACUCCAAUGUGACGUUGGAACAAUUGGCGCUGGCGGCGAAACAGCAAGACGCGCGCCUGGCGCUCGCGUUGGCGGCGCCCCCGGCGCCCUCAGCGCCCUCAUCAGCGUCGUCAGCGCCGUCGGCGCCCAGCGAGCGCCGGCGGCGAGCGCGAUUACUGCCGCUGGAACUUAAUGCCAAGGCGCUCCCGCCGUUACCCAGCGACGCCGCAUCCGGUGCUCCCGCCGCCACAUCAGACGCUCCCGCUCCCGCAGCAUCAGCUCCGGCACCGGCACCGGCCACCACUCCUGAGUUGUCCCAAGGGACCAUAACCACGACCCUCCUCACCCCGAACUCCCGGUCACUGCUGCUGGCGCUGCUGGUAGCUCAUACCACCACCGUCACCUACGUCCCCUACGCCAAACUCCCCGAAGAGCUUCAAGAACAGAACGGCGUCAACGCCUACGCCGACGGACCGCGCAGUGUCCUCAAUAACCGCAUUUUCUUAUUUCUGGAUCCUCAGCUGCUGGCGGUGAAAGUCGAUAUAAACGACUACGAUCUCGUGGUCAACGUCGCCAAGGAGUGUCCUGAUCUUACCCCGCAGUUUAUUAGUCGGUCGGGGGCAGAAUAUGUCUAUAUCCCCUGGCAACACACGCUGGCGAUCUCGCAGCUGCUCCCGCUGAUUGUGGCGAAAAUGGCUCAGUAUUAUGACAAUGGUAAGCGCAUCUUGGUGCAUUGCCAGUGCGGGGUGCUGAGACUGGCGUGUGUCAUUGUCGCGUUCUUUAUGCUGCGAUUUUCACUUGGAGUCAACCAGGCGUAUGAUCUUUUGAAACAGGGGACUAAAGGGGUUACCAACCCGCUGGUGGUGGCUGCCGUUACCGAUAAGGGUAACGUGAUUGAGUCCUGUGACCGCAUCUGUCCCAAUAUGCUGUUGAUCUUCGAAUUGAUGGAAUACGGCGACUCCCUUAAACGGACAUAA